Messenger RNA from Aphanomyces astaci, 1011 nucleotides. RefSeq lists its product as hypothetical. The transcript has a single exon. NCBI's taxonomy places the organism in Eukaryota, Oomycota, Saprolegniomycetes, Saprolegniales, Verrucalvaceae. Bases 5 to 892 code for a protein of 295 amino acids. The record is from RefSeq and is a predicted model, not a curated record.
CACCAUGACAACCCGACACAUUGCCAAGAGCUUCGUCUCCGUUGCCCAGCGCGAAGGCGUCGGCGCCACCGUCCGCCGAUCGAUCGGACAUCCCAUGCUGCGGCGACUGGAUCCAUUUCUGAUGCUGGACGAGUUCCAUGUCGCCCUCCCCGGCGGGUUUCCCGACCAUCCCCACCGCGGCUUUGAAACGAUCACGUACUUGCUUCCGCAUUCCCCUGGAAAGAUUCUGCACGAAGACUUUUGCGGCCACAAAGGCGAGCUGGCACCUGGUGACCUUCAGUGGAUGUGCCCUGGACGAGGCAUCGUGCAUGCCGAGAUGCCCGCGACUCGCGACGCUCCCGCCAUCGGGCUCCAACUAUGGCUAAACUUGCCUGCUCGGUUAAAGAUGACGGACCCCAAGUACCAAGAAAUCCCUGCGACAGGAUUGCCACGAGCCAAGAAAGGCAACGUGGAAGCCAUCGUGAUUGCAGGCGAAGCCAUGGGGGAAAAGGCGAACGUGUUCACGAACGUCCCCAUCACGUACGUGCACUUCACGUUGACUGGCCCUGCGAUCCAUUUCCACCCGAUCCCAGCCCACCACAACUCGUUCGUGUACGUGAUUUCUGGCUCGGGACGCAUCGGCGGCGAGCCCGUGGAAGCCCACUCGGUGGUGCUCCUCACGGCCGUCCAAGGGCAGACUGGGAUCUCCCUCGAAGCGACGGGGGGCGAGCUGCAGUGCGUGGUGCUGUCGGGGGAGCCGAUCGGGGAACCCAUCGAGCAGUACGGACCGUUCGUCAUGACCACGCGAGCCGAACUUCAGCAAACGGUGCAGGACUACCAAUUGGGGCAGAACGGGUUUGAACGAGCCGACGCGUGGCACUCCAAGAUUGCGCAGUUGGCGCAUACCACGUAACAGUAAUCACAGUAAGACUGGUACUACUACUGUAGUAAGCUGUGUAUGCAGUUCUAGUAAUCGUUUACUGUAGCACGACGUUGAAAUAUAGUUGUGAAUACACACACAUCAAUCUCCGC